CAGAUAGAAGGAAACCAGCAAGGUUUUCAGACGUAAUUUCGAUAUCAUUUUAACAUUAAGACAUGGAUCCUGGACACAUUAUAGUACUUAUUGUGGUUAUUGUAAUCGGCAUAGUAUUAUUCAUCGGUGUAUGUGCAUGUUGCAUGAAGAUGUGUGACACCUUAUUUACUUGUUGCUCUUACUUGAAAGGUAAAUAUAGAUCUAAAAGAACAGACAACAGAGAAAAAAUUCGUUAUUCUGGCUUCAGCAGGCAAAUGUUACAACAUCAAUCAACUGAGACGCAAAAGGUAGUCCCAAUGUUAUAUGCUAAGCCUACUACAAUAAAACUGACUCGAACGGAAUCUACUUGCGUUAUCUGUUUGGAGCCUAAGGAUGAAGCAGACAUUGUCGCACUUAGGUGUGCCCACACUUUCCAUGGAUCGUGCAUAAGGAAAUCUUUAAACAACAAACAGGAAUGUCCAGUGUGUAGGACACCGCUUUAUACUUUAUUUAUGGAAAAUGUAGUAUAAAACUACAGAGAGAAAACGAAACCUUCCACAAUAUCUUUCAAAUUUGUAAUAUGAAGGGCGAAGACACAAUUGGAAGAAAAUGCUGAACACCACAUACUUUAUCAUCUAAAGUAGACUGAAUGAUAGCUUACGUAUUCGUUCAAUUGUAAAUGAAAUGAUUCAGAACUAUGAAAAGAGAAAGAAAAGAAAAAGGAAUGAAUGAUAAAUAUACAGCAAGAAGACAUUGGAGAACAUGUUUAACCUUACCAUAGACGAAUUCAUGGUCUGCAGCAUAGAUUUCACCACCAUUCACCUGUGUGAAGGGAAAAUAAGCAACAUAUAUAUAUGUGUAUAAUAUGACGCAGGUUUCUUCAAAAGUGAUGAUUUUCUAAAAAUUAAUUGACAUUUCACAGUGAUAUCAUACUUUAACUUUGUUUAAACCUGUUUAUUUACUUUUGACUUUAAUUAUUUAUCCCUUGUAAUUUUUUAUUAACUGUGUAUUUGCAUUCAGGUGUCACAGGUCAAAUUUAUUCGUUCAUUGUGUGUUAAUUUAAGUUUUUUGAUUGAGUUAAGCCUUCCAAUUGAUAUUUUAUAGUGUGUUUUUCUAUGUUGUGAUGUCAUACUAUUGUUUCAGAAAAGGUAGAAGGUUUGGUACCAUUAAAACGUUUAAUCCCGCUGCAAAUGU
This is a messenger RNA of Mytilus californianus (California mussel), 1173 nucleotides long. RefSeq lists its product as uncharacterized. Bases 63 to 509 code for a protein of 148 amino acids. NCBI's taxonomy places the organism in Eukaryota, Metazoa, Mollusca, Bivalvia, Mytilida, Mytilidae. The transcript has 5 exons. The record is from RefSeq and is a predicted model, not a curated record.